ACGUCCGCAGACGUCAGUCGCCAGCAAAAUAGAAAAAGGAAGGCGGCGGCGGAGGACCGAAGAUAAAUUCCGUCGCGGCCGCCUCUGCCUUCCCCCUUCUCCCCCAACCAGUCCCAACCCCGUCGCCGCGUCGCGGGGAGGAGGAGGCCGGCGGCGGCGCCAUGGAGAAGGGGUUCGAGCGCCACCACCACCUGCUGGGCGGCGGCGGUGGGAAGAUGAGGGGCGCGGCGGGGCUGAUGGGCCUGCAGAAGCAGAACUCGUGGUCGCCCGACAUCGAGCGGGACGAGGCCUGGGAGCGCCGCCGCCGCGGCCUCAUGCGCCGCGCGCCCUCGUCGUCCUCGCUCAGCCGCGCGCAGAGCGUCACCGACGACGACCUCGACGAGCUGCGCGGCUGCCUCGAUCUGGGCUUCGGGUUCGAGCUGCCCGCGUGCGCCGCGUGCGGCGAGGGCAGGACCAGGCUCGUCGAGACGCUGCCCGCGCUCGACCUCUACUACGCCGUCGCCGUCAAGGGCGGCGGCGGCGGUGCGGGUACGGAGGGGCAGUGCGCGGCGCCGUGCACCUGCGGCGCCUCGUCCGAGGCCUCCGACCCGUCGCCGAUCGGGAGCCCCCUCUCCAUACUCUCCCCAGACGACCCGCCGGAGACGGUGAAGAUGAGGCUGAAGCAGUGGGCGCAGGUGGUGGCGCUGUCCCUGCGCAACCGUUCCUGAACCACUCACCGCACCUGGUUCCAAUCUUGCGUCCGGAGGAGGGAGAAACGAAUAAAACUCACAAGAAAAGAAUCCUCC
Molecule: messenger RNA, 785 nt
Organism: Lolium rigidum
Lineage: Eukaryota; Viridiplantae; Streptophyta; Magnoliopsida; Poales; Poaceae
Exons: 2
Coding region: 162-707 (181 amino acids)
Source: RefSeq, a predicted model, not a curated record